AAGUAGCCCAACGGAGAAUGUUGAUUCGUUCAUUUGUCUCCAACGUUCGCUAGUGUUUCUAGAUAUUUUUCUGAAAUACGUGACGCGUGUCAUUUCAUCGCUUGCAUUUAGUGGUAUCCAACCGGUGUGAGAUGUCCGACAGAAAGAACGUAUUGAUUGCUGCUGUUGGCAUCUUCGUGUGCUACUUCUACUUCGGAAUCAUCCAGGAGAAAAUCACCCGUGGAAGGUACGGCGAUGAACUACAAGAGGAUGGCACGCGAGGAGAACAGUUCACGUACGUGUUGGCCCUAGUCGGAGUACAAUGCAUCUGCAACUGGUCCUUUGCCAAGGCAAUGCUUGUCGUAAAACACCAAAACCAGGAUACAACACCUAAGGUGUACUACGCAAGCAGUUCACUAGCCUAUCUGCUUGCGAUGAUCAGCUCGAACAUGGCUUUGCGAUGGGUGGCCUACCCGAUGCAGGUGGUAGCCAAAUCUGCCAAACCGAUUCCGGUGAUGCUUUUAGGUGUACUGCUGGGGAGGAAAUCUUACACGUUUCGGAAAUAUAUGUUCGUAUUGCUGAUUGUCAUUGGAGUAGUGUUGUUUAUGUUCAAAGAAGGCAAAACGAACAGUAAUCCGUUGGAGCAGGAACGUUUGGGACAGCUUUUGUUGAUUAUGAGCCUGACGAUGGAUGGAUUGAUCGGAGCCGUACAAGAGCGCAUGCGGCAACACAGUUCGCCAUCGGCUCAACAAAUGAUGCUGGCCAUGAAUGGAUGGAGCACGCUAUUCCUAGCCGUUCCUCUUCUGGCCACCGGCGAAGCCAUGGAGUUCAUCGCGUUUGCUACGAAAUAUCCUCAGAUGUUGGGUCACCUGGCUACGCUUGCACUGGCCGGUGCACUGGGCCAGCUGUUCAUCUUCAUGAUGGUAUCGUCAUACGGUGCACUGGCAUGCUCCGUCGUAACCACCACGAGGAAGUUCUUCACCGUACUCUGCUCGGUUGUCCUGUUCGGUAACAGUCUCUCCGGUCGACAGUGGAUUGGAACGGUUCUGGUAUUCACUGGCCUGUUUGCUGACAUGCUUACCAGCAAGAAAGGAUCGGCUACUGCUGGAAAAACUCCACCAAAAUCAAAAAACAAAAAUGAGACUGAAGAGCUUGUGAAGUGAAUCUAGCUGCUGGUAUUCCAUUUCAAGCUCAUAACUGUGAAGUUUAUCAUCGGAACAAAUGUACAAUAAGUAGGUAACGGAUUGAAUCCGGUUCUAAAUGCAACGCUGUUGCUUAUCUGUGUACCCCGUGAAGCUAGGAAUUAUGUCCUCAUUUAUUUUAAAUAAAUGCACAAAAAAAUUAUUAAUA
Molecule: messenger RNA, 1329 nt
Organism: Ochlerotatus camptorhynchus
Lineage: Eukaryota; Metazoa; Arthropoda; Insecta; Diptera; Culicidae
Gene: meigo
Product: Solute carrier family 35 member B1 homolog meigo
Exons: 3
Coding region: 132-1142 (336 amino acids)
Biological process (GO): UDP-galactose transmembrane transport
Cellular component (GO): Golgi membrane; endoplasmic reticulum membrane
Molecular function (GO): UDP-glucose transmembrane transporter activity; UDP-galactose transmembrane transporter activity
Source: RefSeq, a predicted model, not a curated record